AUGAAAGUCCCCAUGGGACCUCCUCCUCCGAGGAAGCAGAAUCCUCAUCCUGGCUCAAGCUCCAACGGUAAUGGUGAACCCGCUGCCGCCAGAGAGUCAUCCUCUGAUGAAGCAUAUGCCGGAAGCCGGCAGCAAAAAGAGGUAGAGCAGGCCGGUGCUCCACUGGAAGGAGUGAAGUUUCCCAUGGGACCAACCCCUCCGAGGUCAUUAAUUCCUCCACUGGUUUCAAGCUCCAAAGCUGAUGGUGAUCAACCGGAGGAACCGCAGUUUGGAGACGGAGGAAUAGCGGAGCCGAAGCAGCCCGGCGUCCCGCAAGACGGAAUCAAGGUCCCCAUGGGACCUCCCCCUCCAAGGAUUCCAAAUCCUCCUCCUAAUUUGAGCUCCAACCUUAAUGGUGUACCCGCGGCCACGGGAGUGAUCUCCCCUGAGGAAGCACAGGUUAGCGGCCGGCAGCAGGAAGAGUCAGAGCAGGCCUGUGCCCCAGCCGCAGAGGUGUCCGAAGGGAAGGAAGUCCUGGAAAAGCCGACGACAAGUAAGAAUUCAGCUCGGUCGGCACCUCCGAACCAGCUGACAGUCCCCUACGUGAUUCCACCAUGGAGUGAGCCUCCGGGGAACCCUUUCCACUUUGAAAUCCUCAAGGACGGCUCGAUCAUCGGACAACUAGACGUGUGAGUCAUCCACCAGAGUCGAUCAUCAUCAUGAUCUGUUGCAACAGGAAGCUUUCUUUCACCCAUUUUGACUCAACCAAUCUCUGGGAGAACAUCAUCGAGAGUUUUGGAAGUCCCUUUUUAUGUGCAUUGACAAGUGAUAAUGCCCAGCUUCUAAAUUAUCUAAACGUGAUCAGAAAAUGUUCCAAGCAUUAGCCAUUACAGUUAAACAUAUAAAUCCACAAAAAUUUUCUCAUACUGGAUUUUUUCACUGACAUCUCUACACUGAACAGAGUUACUGAAAAAAAUUCGCUCCUUUGGUGUAUCUGUGGACGCCAUUGACAUUGAGUUGAUGUGAUAUUUUUAAUAACUUGAGCCCUUAAAUUUAAUAUUCCAUAAUCUCUCGGAAACUGUAAGUAGUCUCUGUAAAGAUUGAGAAAAUUGUGUCACCCUGUUUUAGUCGGAAAUUCCUAUUUUCAUUUUUAUUAAGCUGACGCCUAUAAAGCACACCCAAUAUAGAAUUCUUCUAUAUUUUGAAUUUGUAUCUAUUCUCUUUUUCAAAUAGGAAAGAGCAUGUUAGGCCUAAGUAAUGUUAGAUUGAAUUGCUUUGCUUUUCUUAGAGUCGAGGAGCAAGAUUAGUGACCUGACCAAAGUUGGAGGAAGGUAUCCAGUCUUUGUCAUGAUCAGAACAGUUUUUGGCAUACGAGUAACAUCACAGUUUGAUUCUUAGAUUGAACUGGGAAUGAGAAAAAAUUGUGGCACUGCCAUUAGCAGACUGAGGCGGGUAAACUGUGCCAAAAAUGCAUCUCAAAAGUAGCGGUCAGGACCUAGUUAGAUCUUCCUCUUAAACGAUAUAAUAUUUGAGUUCCCAGUCAGAUCUACAUAGAGAUACAACAGAAGUAGACUGGCAUUAGUAAAGGUUUGGGAGAGGUUGCUUACUCAGGGGAUCUUGCCAUGGUGAUCUUCGUUGACAAUUAAGGGCUAUACUCAUCGUUUUUAUAGGGUUUGUGAGGCUGGUUGAGGAACACAGGAAGCAAACAUCACAGAGCCAUUAAGAGGGAUGUGAAAUUAUAGAAUACUAAAAUAGAAUCUUUGCCUCAGAACUAUUUAAUUGGGACUGAUUCCGAAUUUUCGAUUAAAGACCUUGGAUCUAUUCGCCAUGCGCUCCUGAGAAAUUUAAUGAAUGGAAGAGAAAAAUCCAAGAAUAAUUUGAGACUUUAUAAGAAAACAUUUUAUUCGACUUUGUUCUAUGGUCUAAAUAUUUGCCUUGGAUGGACUUUGUAAAGGUCUAAAGGUUAUACGGUUACUAUUACGAAGAUGUUAUAUAGAUCUCCAAUUUAGUGUUUGAGCGUAAGCAGAUUCUUGUAGGUUUGGAAUGGCAUACUCAGUUUCCUCUAUAGGUAUGUUAAUAAUGGUCAAGUUUGUUGUAUAUUAUUUUCAGGUCAGAAAAAGGAGCAUACAUGUUUGGACGGGUAGAUCUAUGCGAUUUUGUGCUUGAACAUCCAACUAUUUCUCGAUUUCAUGCAGGUGUGUACUUGUGUUGUCUAUGUAUUCCAUGUAGUCCUUUUUGUUCUCUUAGCCUGUUAUUGUUCAUUGUAGUAUAACAUUGGCUCUAGUAAUACACUCUCCUAUAAUCAGAUCAAUUGAUCUUUAUAUCUUAGUUUAAAAACUUUACUUUUUCAAUAGCAUCAGAAAGUUUGAUCGGCUAAACUAGCUCUAGUUAUUUUACUUUCCACACUUAAAUCCUAUAGUAGUGUCCUAUUUUACUGUUGUUCCUUCGUAUUCCUUCUGACAUCUUCAAUCCUCUUGAUGAUAACUCAACAAUCCUCAAGUUUUGUUUUACAAAUUUUAUCUUACAGUUUAUCUCAUUUUCCAUAUUCAUCGAAUGGUUUUCAGUAGGAAGUCUUUCAUUUUGUAAGGAUUUCUUUUCUAGCCUGAAGUACUUACCAUCCUCUUCUUUAGCUUAGUAACUCUAUUGAAAUUCUUACUUUUCCCUUCAAUAGGUAUUUUUGCCCUUUGGAAGUUUCUUUUACCCUCCUUAGUAUUAGUCUUCCAUAGGAAUUCUCAUUAGUUUCAAUAUCUUUGAAGGUAUUUUGUCCCAGCUUAAAUUUGAAGAAGCAUCAAUGUAGCAUUAUGGGUUAGCAUAUUGCUUUAUGUUGUGGUAAAUUUGUAUUGCCAGCUAACAAAGUAAAUAUUGUGUAUAACUGUAAAAGGUCUGUUAGGCUACAGUUGCUACUAUUAAGGUAUAAAUGCUACUUCACUCUUGUCAGGGUUCUCGAUUUAAUUGUGCCUGUGUUUUAGCCUGAUAUAUAAGUAUUGAGAAAGGGGCUCUUUAGGAUGAAAACAUAUCUACUGCAGCCACUCUGCCCAUCCUCUCGUUUCCUUCACUGUUGUUCAACAAUAACCAUAAAAAUAAAAUAAAAAUCUGGUAACUUCAACAACUUUUGAAGUCAAUCUUUAUAUAAUCAUGGAUUGCGCCAUCAUUAGUCUUGUUUUCAUGUUAGAAGACCAGUUAUUUUGGUUUUUACAUCGUGACUCUAAUUGUCUUUCCCUUUCACCAGUGCUUCAAUUUAGAAAAGAUAGUGAAGCUUUCAUUUAUGACCUUGGGAGUACACAUGGUACCUUUGUCAACAAGAAUCAGGUAUGGACGUGCAUGGUUCAUGUCAUAUUCCAUGAAAUUUUACUUUUCUUGGCUCUUGGGAUGAAUGUCAGUUGGAACUGAUACAUUGCUUAAGUUGGUGUUGUGUUUAUUUCGUUUAGGGAAUUUGAUGGUGAACUGAAGUAAAUACUAUAAGUAAAAUGAUAUGCAGUUUGGUAUUGAGGCUGUGUAAGAUUUCUAUGAUGAGUGAUGCAAACAACAAUAUGGUUCACUUAGACAUUUGCCUAUACAAGGUAAUACCAAGGGUUAGAUAUACUUAAUAAAACAGGUUCAUACAUGUACAAAUACUAAAGCUAAUAUAUAUUCAUAUCAAGAUUUCGUCAAUUACAAAAAAAAUUGUGCUAUAGUGUAAAGAAAACAACUAGCAUAAAACAGCCAUUUUAAAUGGACUUCAUGGAACUAAUUGCAAUUCUAUUUUUAAAAAUAGUUUCCGCAGUGCAUUCAUAUCUGGGUCACUUUGCCGCCUUGGAGAUACCCUAAAACUUGUGUUGGAGUAGCAACACAUUUAAUAAGUUCCAUUAGGCACAAGCCUUCCUACCAUGAUUGACCUAGAAUCUUUUAGCCCAUAAGCAGUAGGUGAAUAUAUUUGUCAUGGAUUUGAUCAAUAACUCAACACUAUGGAUUAGAUCUCCAAAACAUGUGUACUUGGUGAAGAUUGUGGCUGGAUUUUUCGAUUCUCAAAACGAGGCAAUAUCAAGUGUGGCAUUGACCAUCUUUGUCUCAUUCAAUUAUUCAACUUGAAAUUCAAAUGGUUGUGUAUAAUUUUAUUUGCUUUGCCAUAGAAAAAGCAAAUAGCAUGAGAACAUAUGUACUUGACUUUGAACUGUGGCUUUAGUAAAGUGUUUCUCUAUUCACUACAAGCAAAACUCUUUUCCUGAUGGAUCCAAUGUGAAAUACAUAAGAUGUCUCAAUUUGCUUUGUAACCUCGACUAUAUAGCUUGAAAAUUGUGCGAACAUAGCAAAAGUAAGCGAGAUAUUUGUCUUUUGACUACUUUUUUUGUCAUUGUAGAGGUUACACUUUAUCGUUUUGUCAGUUGGUGAGAGCAUGUUGUUGUGAUUUGUCUUUAGCUUUUUAGUGAUUUCUUAUUUCAAUGAUUUAAAAGUAGAUUGGAUGAAAAAUUAGUAGUUGAAUCGUUCUCAAUAUGCCUUUGCUUUGUUAUGCUAAGUUAUUUGUAGCUGUUUUUGAAGGUUGAUCAGUUAUGUAUUUUAUGACUUGUCAGAUCAGGAAAAAAUCAUAUACUGAAGUGCAUGUCGGUGACAUAAUUCGAUUUGGGCAGUACGUACACUUUCCCUCCACAAGUAGAUUUUCUGUCUUACUUCUCAAGUUCAAGUAUAUUUCCAUUUAUCUUAAAGCUUCUUCCAUAGUGCAAAUCAGAUGAGUUUACUUCCAUGCAUCAUUCCCUGUUUCAUUGUAAAAUUGAGUUUGAUUAGUUUAUUUUCACGUUGUUAGGCUUCCAACUGAGCUGGGUUUGGUUCCCUAAUUACCUUAUUUCUAGUGAUUAGAACUAGGUCUGGGGUGAGAUGCUUCUAAAUGAUGGGUGAGUUUGCCUUCAUGUGAUAGAUAGAUUGGAGGAUCGGAUUGCAGGUUGAUAAUUCAGCCGUUAUCUGACUUUUACCGUUUUUAAGCCAGUAAAAAGUUUCCAGGACUUUGCGGUCUUCAUUUCUAAGGGCUCUGACCAACAAGCCCUUACUGUUAGAAAUUUGUAUUAACUUUUUUAUUUAUCAAAGUUAUUUUCAAAUGGCGAGGACAUCCUGGUGUCUGCUGAUGUCAUAUUAUGUAUUGUUUCCAUGACAUGAAGUCAGCGAAUGAAUGUCUUGUUGCUCUUGUUGUUCCUUUGAUUUACAGUACCUCGGCCAUUUAUUCUAAUUGCAGUAGUGGUACUAGUCUGUCCUGUCUGACAUGAUAAUUUUAUUAUAGCCUCCAGUUCAUUCAUACUAAUGUUAAUAUUGCCUUGAAGAAAGAAAUUAUUAUUCUUCCGUUUAACGAAAUGUAAAUUUGGCAAUAUAUGUAGGGCCAGGAAAAUUCUCCCACCAUUUUUAGAGGUCGUACAUGAAGCACGCCUAGAAAGGGCUUACCAAAAAAAUACAAAGCAAAGAAGAGAAACAGAAAAACAGACUUCCAAGGAAAUCUCUAACAGAUCUAAUUAAUGAGAAGAAUAUAUAUUACGGAAAGAAAAAUUUAUUUAUAUUAAUUCUAAGAUGUCUAUUUUUCCAUUUGCCAACCCCAUUCUUUUGGGGAGUGUCAACACAGAUAAGGGUUCAUGAACUUUUCCUUGUUAUUGAAAAAAAGAAGUUGGAAACUAGUUCAAAUACUCAUUCCCAUUAUUAGAUCAAGCCUUCUUAGUUCGUUUCCGAACUAAGUUUUUGGACCAUAGUAUGGAACACUGAAUAAUUUCGUUCACAUCAGAUUUUUCUUUCAUAAGAUACAAUCAAGUAAAUGAGUAUAAUCAUUUUUAACCAACGAGCCAAGCCUCUUAGCACCAGUAAUUUUGGGAAUUUCGAAUCGUCACCAAACAUCAAACGAAAUCAGGAAGAAAAGCUUUGAUGAUUUUAUUAAACUCAAAGGGAAAUGGGCACAAUGUUGUUUUGCUAGCUAACGUACAUCACAGUGCAACAUCACUUGAAAUGUUCUAAAAGACUGAUGGCAACAUAGUUCAACGAGUCUGAAAAGAUGACCAGGUCUUCAAUGAUGAAGUCAUUUUGAAUUUUUCUGAAGAGAAGGAUGUGCAAUUGGACAAGUAUAUCAACAAUUGAUUUUGCUCAUCUAUUCACCUUUAGUUUUGUUCAAGAUAGUACAAACCAUCCCUUUCCUUAUCAUCGUCCCUUUGUUCUUUUUGAAGUACAGAAUUGAUUAUUUAAGAACACAUUGGGCAUCAUGUAAUGAGAGAGCAAGAGUAACUUGGGGUGGACAGACAUCUUUAAUGUUGCCAUGACCAAAAAUCUAGACAGCUGAUCCAUAAUCUACAAAAAAAAUUUAAUUCCAAAGUCACGCAUCUACUGAUCAAAUUAAUUUCAAUAUCGGAUUAUAUGGUCGGUGGAACCAUAGUCAAGGCUUAUGAUUUGGGGUGGACAGACUCGGAAGCUUUAUCGAAAUUAGAAAUAAGAUACUUACCACUUUGAGCCAAUUAACUUAUACUAAAAAUCUUAGUGAGAGAGCUAAGUAAAUCUUUCAGCUUUUCAAUGUAUUUUUUCCUGAGUUCCUCUAUUGACAAUUAGUUAACCUUAGAAGUAUCCUCAUUAGCAAGAUUAUCUUAGUCCACCAUUUAUCCAAUACUUGAGCUUUCCCAUCAAGGUUGAAGCAAUUAUCCUUUGUAUGUCAAGACUUUGUAUACUAAGAAUAGCGCAAUCUAUCUCUAUUAGAUUGUCCUUAGGUCAACUCGAUCAGACUAUCGCAAUCUAUUGUGCGUCAAGACUGUUUUUCCUGAGUUCUGGUCCCAUUUCCUACUCUCUCCACCAUCUACAUAACUUUUCUUUGACUUUUAUCUGGACGGCACUGUCCUUAGGUCCAGGUACUGAUGAAUCAAGAUACAUCAGCUAUUCGUGAUAGUUAAUUGAAUCGACCUUGUUUGUGCCUAUUGUAUGCUUUAGCUAGUUUUUAAGUUUCAUGUUUCUUUAUUGGUUAUGGUUGGAAGAGGCUGUGGACAAUAUCACCGAGUUGGUCUUAGGAGCAUAGUUGAAAUCUGGAUUAACCCAUUUUGAUCUAGUAGAAAAGGCAGGUUGGAACUUUGUUCCUUUUCAAAAGGGUGACUCUGAUACAUUAUCUGAAUUCUUGUUAUAUGCCUCUGAUCAGUUCAUAUACUUACGUGUGCUUUUUCAUGGUAUAUAAUUAUUUUCAUUAUUUGUACAUGAAAAUUUAAUGGGUUCAAUUUUGGAUAAAGCCCAUUAUUUAUAGGCAGUGUUACCUCAGGACAAGUUACCAUUCUUCCUGGCAGUGGGAUGUUGAAUCCCUUUACCAAGGACCGGAUCUCGGAAAUCACUGGCUAGACUAUGGAUAUGUUUUUUAUCAUUAUUUCUGUCUUAGCACCAAAUUGAGUUUUAAAUGAAGAUAUCAUAGUAUGAAGAAAGAGAAACUUAUACUAUUUCAUGUUAUUGGAAUUGCACAAUCGGUCAAAGGCCCAUUCCAACUCCAACAUUGUAUUUCAUUUGAUUCCUAGAGAGUUUGAUUGGAGAUUAGAGAAUAUACUUUAUCAACCAUGUAAAUAUUUUUUCCUCCAUAAGUAUUUGUGAUUCUCAGUUAAAUAUUUUCAACAGAUCCUCCCGUUUGUACAUAUUCCAAGGACCUUCAGAGUUGAUGCCACUAGUAAGUUUUAUGGUUAUUUUGGCUUGUCAAACCUUCAAAGCUACGAAGUUUGUCUAGUUUUUUUCCAUUAAUUUCUUUUCUUAAUUUGUUGUGUCACUUCUUUAUUAGUAUUCUUUGUCUGAGUUAAGUGUGGAUGCAGACUAGUAGGUUUUAUUCAAUACAUCAUGUGAGAGGAUGAAGUUGCAAAUGUAGAGGAAAUCACCAUUUAUUCAUAUUACUAGUGGUUGGUAGCUUGAAAGUUUUCCUUUGAGAUCAGGACUUCGAAAUUGAGACUUUUUGAGAUUCACUUGUGCACAGAUUUUGAUGUUUCGGAAUCUGCAUACAUUGUUAAUUUAUUUAAUGGUCAUGUUAUUGAUUGAGAAGAAAUCAAAUGCAUCAGAUGUUAUUUUUAUCUUAAAGUUUUUAUAUAAUCAGUCGCAUGUGGAUGUCUGUUUAGCUUUAUAGGAACCCAAAACCCAAUCUAUCUGAACUAAAACCCUUGCAAGAAAGUGAAAAACUUUUUGACAUAGAAAUUAUACAGGAGUGUCUCAUUUUCAUACUGCUUGAUGUUGGUGGUAUCCAUUGGCUUUUCCUUGAUUGAGAUCUCUACCCUUUUGGGAUUACUAGAUUGGGAUCCAACAAUUAUAAACACGCCGACACAUGAGCUGUGUGCCAUGCCAAGUAAUAUAAGUCAAGGUAAAUGAUUCAAUAAGAAAAAAGAAUAACGUGCCUUUUAGAUAGUAGUUGACUGAAGAAGUUCAUUUAUUUCUCUUUCUAUAGGUCGUAAUAUCAUGUCAGUAAUAUCAAAAUUGAGAAAUCCCUGUUCAAUCAAUGGCCCAAAAAGGGAGUAUUGCUGGUACUGCUGCCAUCAAACGGAGCACUUGCAGGUCUACUUUAGGAUUUUUGGUUUCUGUCAAGGGCCGUGGUGUUUUCGAGACACUUUCCAAGUUCUGCAAGUAGUGUCUUUUCCACUAAUAAAAGCAUGUUUACAUAAGAACCGAGGCAGCUUUGAUACAAUCAUGAAAAGCCGUUUGUCAACUAAGCUAUCAUGAGCUUAGAAAGCAUAGAGCCCGACUAUAUACAGGUUUCGUAUAGAUGAAAUUAUGCUUAAGGGCUUUAUUAAUGUUUUCCAAGUUUUAUUAUGCAUAGUUUCAUAAUAGAAAGAAGUGAGAGGGGAUCCUCCUUCCACCUGAUGAGGGUUACCCAUUGCCACAUGGCUGCUCAUCUAUGAGAUGCUCUAACCCACUGCAUCAGUAACACCUUGAUGGUUCCAUAUUAAUGAGAUGACACUGAUAGAAUGAUGAUGAAGAGGCUAGAAAAUUUUCCGUCAAUUUUGAUAUUAUACUAAUUACUUAAUUUAACUAUUUUUAGUUUAAAGUAUCAUAGAUAUUAUAUUUAUAGACAUGCCAUAUAUUGAAUCGUUCUAUUCUAUUUUUGUUUCACACAUAUAUGUAUAUAUGUUGUUCUCAAUGUUCACUUUAGUACGGUUGAUAUUUUUUCCAUGACACAGUAGGAUGCACACGGGCAUAAUCUGAAGUAACUUCUUGAGCUUUGUAUAGGAAGGUGACCUGAAGAAGUUAAGAAAUGCUAAGCUUCUAGAGGAAAUGCAUGAUCGUGAGGCUUCUCUUUCGCGUGCAAGAGUUGAAGCCUCCAUGAAGGAUGGCAUCUCUUGGGGGAUGGCUGAGGAUGCAAUCGAGGAUAUCAGUGAGGUGACUUAGUCAUCUAAGCUUUAUUUAUUUUCAAAAGUAGGAUUAUCUGCAAACCAGAUUGAAUCCAGUUUCUUUCAAACCUGUCACAUUUUUAAAAAUUUUGUCGAAUGAAAAUUUCUUAAAUAUGAAAAAAUGUCUUCUUUGUUGGCACAAACCUGGAGAAAGUUUCCAUUCUUAUGUCUAAAAUAGCAUAUCCACGUUUAUAUAGAAUUGAUGGAUCUUUUGUUUGAUUUGUAUCUUUUCGGUGAGAUUUAUUUCCCCCACUUGCAAAAUCUUUGGGCACUACACACAUUCUAAAUAGGUUUAUUUAUUUUCUUUAAUUAUCUAAUUAAUCCCUGGCUCUUAGAAUGACGCAGAAGAGGUAACCUGGCAAACUUACAGAGGGCAACUUACUGAAAGACAGGAAAAAACACGAAGCAAAAUCAUCAAACGAAUGGAAAAGGUUAGAAAUAGUAUCACAGAUUUUAUUUUUAACAUUUCGGCAGCCUGUGGUUCUCCUUGAGCAAUCAUUAUGAUGCUGCUGUAGGUUAUCUAAAUCUUGUCGUAUUAAUUUUUUUUUUGUGAAUUGCUUCUGUUUUUAUGCGUGUGCUUACCUUGAAGUGCUGAUCAUCCCUUUACGUUUUCGUCUUUUUCUGUAUGCUUCUUGUUAUGUAUCUCAUUUUUGUCUGGAUUGGCUUUCUCGACAUUGUUUCAACCAGGGACAAGAUAUUGUCAAAUGCCCCUUUUUACUUUCUCUUGGCAAGAUGGGGGAAGAUCUAUUAUUGAUUAGUGGCCAGCGUGGCCUGUUUUUGUGCCGUUUUUCUGCAUUGAAGUCAGAUCAGAAUCCCCUCCCUGGAUCAGAUCAUGUGGUGCAGAUCAGUAUUUGAUUGGCUGUCCGUGUUGUAUUAGCUAAUGAUGCAUCAUUUGGGGAAGAACCCGACUUAGAGCUAAGGAAACUUGGCCCAAUAAAUCUUCUGAAGAGCUAAGGAAACUUGGCCCAAUAAACUGGACUAGACCUUGAUGGAGGCUAAGAAACUUGGCCCUGAAUCCACGGAUUGAGGAUUGACUGCGGCGACCCUUGAAUCCAAAAGGAUCAAAAGGCUGUUAGAAUGGAGCUGAUGGUGAAAAACCAUCACAAUCAUCAUCUGAAAAGAAGACUCUCUCACAAACCCGAAUCUUUAGAGUCUGGUAUUCAUACUAGACUCCAGAUGGACUUAGAUGGGCCGGUUUGGCCCAGACUCACAGAAUUACAUAGUCUAACACCCUUGAAUCUACAAAAGGGAAUGCUUAAACCCACAAGCAAAGGGACACCUCAAUGGGGAAAAAAAUCAUACUAACCAAGAUCUUUUUGGGUUACAGCGAGCUGGCCAUUAAAUAGGCCGAGAAUCAGCUGUGGCUCCCCUAAACAUCGGAUCAAUUUAGGAAACAAAGUCAAAAGGACUUUCAAAAAUAUCAGUUACACUAAAACGUUGCCACGUCACGUGGUUUAUUUGAGCAUAAUCUGAUUUUGCGCCUUUUUGGGCCUUCUCAACUUUAUCGUGUUUCCAGGUUUCCUGGCCCACCAAUUUUGGGCUUUCCUUGGUUCUGUGCAUGGCUUUCAUUCUGAGCUUGGAACUUUGGAAUUGUAUGAGAAUCUACCCUCACUGCUAAUUUAAAUUUAUUUUAGUUCAUUCAUAUUACAAUCUCAAGCAGAAAAUAAGUGUUUAUAGACUUUAUAUUAUUGCUUAUUCAGCAGACGAUUUAUUCUUAGUUGUUUUGAAAGAUAUCUGAAAUCGAACCUGACCUAAGCGUCUUCUAAUGUGUUGCUUUGUCGCCUGAUGGCUCACUGCCUUUGUCAUCCCAAGCAUUUUGAUGUUGUUGAUAGAUCCCUCUACUUUAUUUCGUAAAGAAUUUGAUACCCUUAUGAUCUUGGCAUCUUUUUCACUGCUGAUAAAAGCCUUGGGAGAAUGAUCCCUUCGUUGAUUCACCUGAUUUACUUCCCAUAAAAGUGACAGGAAACUAACGAAGAUUCCCAACUGAGAAUUUGAGGUAUUUGGAAUCUAGCCAAACAAAUGCAAAAACAGUCAACCAAAAAACUUCUCUAUUGAGGAAUGUAUUAGAUGGUUGAGGGAAAACUUCUCUCCUAACCUUAGUCUAUCUCCUGGAUGAAGUUCCUCCAAGAAGUUUACUUUGUUGAGUGGUAUUUUUUUAUGGACAUUGAUUCAUAGCUUUGAAGAGGCUUGCUGGAUGUGUAGGUUGUUUCUAGCAUUUGGUAAAUGUCUGUGUAAUUCAUUUUUAAUUUUCUAAAAUGGUCAUUUGGUCAUAAACUGCAUCACGCUAGUUGAUUUCCUUCUGCUUUUCUUUUUCAAAUUUUUUUGUUAACAUGAGGAGCGAGUCCCCAACUCAUUUCUUUAUAUUGGCUAUUUCUUCAUUUUUAGUUGGCAUGGAUUUUCAUUUAAGAAAGGACCAAAUAAUCCCGAAUAAACUUUUUUUUCGCAAGCUUGUGCAUCUUUCCUCUUGAAACCUUACACCUUAUUGACCUUAUAAAAAAAAUAUUAUAAAUAUUUUUUUUUCUAAAGGUUGCUAAUAUGCGGAAAGAAAUUGAUUCCAUCCGAGCAAAAGACAUUUCUCAAGGUGGUCUAACUCAGGGCCAGCAGACUCAGAUUGCUAGAAAUGAACAACGGAUGGCCCAGGUCAGAGAUCUUCGAUUUUCCUUGGAAUACUCAUCAGUGGGCAUCCAGUUAUUUUUGUUAAUGAAUACUAAUUUCGAUUUUUAACUAAUGUUCGUGUGCUCAUCAGAUUAUGGAAGAGCUGGAUAGCUUGGAAGAAACUUUGAAUGAAAGUAUCCAAGAGAGUAUAGGUGCACGUGUAAAGACUUAUGGUAAGAAAAAGGGUACUACCCAGGAUGAAGAUGAAGACGUGAUCCUAAGGUAAUAAAGGAUAACUGUUAAACAUUUUGUGAUUUUUACCACUUUCUUGAACGCUAUUGUGCACAUACUGAAAAAAUACGGAGAAAAGGGCAAUGCGCAAUUAUGCAAUUGUUUGACUAUUUGGUUCUUCAAAUUUAAACUCUACGUAAGAAAUACCUUGGUGACUGAUCAUGACAGUUCAUCUUGUAACGUUCAUGAUGUUAGAUGAUAUGUGCUGAUUGGACGUGUACUGGUCCCAAAAAAAAGUUGUCUAGAAUGAAUAGGUCACGAUGAGUCAUUGUUUUGAUCAACAACAUUGCUAUAAAACAUUAUCCUAGAUUGGAAGGCUCAAUAAAUUUCGUAUUGACAUCCGCGAUUGAAUUGAUAGAGCUCUUUUCUUCCUUUUUUUUUGUUUUACUGCUUGACGCCAUGCAUAUCGUAUUAUAUCGGACCAAUUCUAUAAAUAGUAUCCAAAAAAGAUGAAUUUAUUCCCUACCGAAAUGAGAAUCUUCCAAUGAUGUCCAUGCAGUUCUACAUGACAUUGAAUUUGUUCAUGGUGACCUCUCAAACAAGAGUUACGUUGUAUCUUGGGAAAAACAAGCGAACUUGAGUGCCCAUCUGAACUUCGUUAAUCUGUGAAACUUGUCGCGACGAUUUGCCUCUAAAUACAAAUAAUCCAUGUAAAUUAUUGUUUAACGUUUUAUAUCACCUUUGAAAUGCUGUAAAAAUGUGCUGGCAGAGAAAAUUAGCAUCCAAGAUUGAAUAUUUUUAUGUUCUUUCACUUGAUUUCUAGCUUUUCUGGUGGAUUCCACUUUGGGCAAUAAAGUUAUUCAGAAACUUUCUUUCUAAGCAACAUUUUUUGAACACUAAAAUUUUGUUUUUGAUUCCUUUGCAUGAGUCAGUGAUGACGAUGAGUUUUAUGAUCGAACAAAGAAGCCUCAACUUAAAAAGUCUGGUGAGCAGCAGAUUGUUGAAACUGCCGAAACACUUCUUGACAAAAAGGAAAUCCUUGUCAAGCAAAUGGAAGAGAAGACAAACCUCUUGCAGGAAGAGAACUCUAAGAUGGUCUCUGCGACUCAGGGUCUGGAAGAGGGUGAUGAACUUGACGCAUACAUGACAGGGCUUUCAUCCCAACUAGGUAAGGAUGUUCUUCAUAUGUUUUUUUUCUUUCUAAAGACACCCCUGUCAUCGAGAACAUAGAGAACUCUUUAAAUUUCUACAGAGUAUCAUUUUCCUUCACGAACAUAGAGAUCCGGUUCACGUUUGUACACAAUUAGUAAAUUAUCAUUUAAGUCACAAACAAUUGACAUAUUCAUAUAGCCACCCACUUGUGAUGCUUUUUUUCAUAACCUGACACAGCCUAUAAAUGAGGUAAUAUUCAGCAUAUCAUUCAUCUCAAGGCUCUGAAAAGCCAUACGUUUUCUUGAUCCUUGUACAGAUCCUUGCCCGUGGAGUUUUUCUAGUUCUCAUGCUGUUCCUAAUAUGUGCAUAUGUAUAAGGAUGUUGGCCUGAUGUAUUUGGUUUAUUACGUUCUAUAAUUGUACAUAAAUGUGGCCAUCUGACAAGAACAUUCAGCGCUGAAAAAAGAAUUUUUCUCAACCCUGUGGAGGACGAAAGUCCACUCAGCCCUCAUGAUCCAUUGAUAUCUUUGGUAAUUCCAUCAUUUUGAGUGUCUGCUUUGAGGGACUGAAGCCAGUGGCCCUCCUCGUCAUGCUAACUUCCACAUAAGUCAUGUGAGAUACAUUUGCUCUGAUGCUUCUUCUCAUGUGAUCGAUCAGUACUGGUUUCACUGAACACCCAUUUUAUUACAUUUAUGGAAAUAUGAAAACUAAUGCACUUCCUGGUUAUUUUAUCUCUGUUUGUACCAGUGCUGGAUAAAACUACCCGAAUUCAGGGCGAGUUAUCUGCCCUAAAAUCUGAAUUAGACAGGAUAUUGUACUUGCUGAAGAUCGCCGAUCCAAGCGGGGAAGCAGCCAAGAAAAGGGAAUCUAAGAAGCUGGAACCCAGACCAACCCAUGUUGAUGCUUCUUCUACCCCCAGCAUCACCAAGAAGACUACUUCUGAGAGUAAGAAGAUCUCUGUGGUAGAGAAGCCUUCAACUGGGCCGUCUCCUCCAGGCCCUCUGCAGGCCGAAGAACCUCCAGCUGGGGACAAAGCAGAGUCUCAUGGCCAGAUAGAGGGCGAAACCCCAGUGUACAGUGUCUCCAAGCCUCAGUGGCUGGGGGCUGUGAAGGAAGGUGAAUCUGCCGAGGGCCAGAAAGAGGGUGUCUUGGAAGCUGAUGAGACAACUGAUGAGUUUGUGGACUAUAAAGAUAGGAAGAUCUUGGUUGAUGGGGAGGGUAUAGAAGAUGCAGCGCCAGGUUUAAUCAUCCGAAAGCGGAAGCAAGCCGAGAACCCUAAAUUGCCCGAAGGAGAAGCUUCAAUGGCGUCUACUUCCACCUCAGUUGAGGCAGAAACUGCGGUCGCAGACGCUGUGGCACUGCUGCUAAAGCAUAAACGAGGGUACAUUGUGCCAGAGGAUGAGAUGACGGAGAGUGAUCAGCUGCUCCCUGGUGGAGAUGAAUCAGAGAAGAAGAAGAAGAAGAAGAAAACCAAGAGAGUGCUUGGUCCAGAGAGGCCAUCCUUCCUCGAGAGAAGCCCCGAUUAUGAGGAAUGGGUGCCUCCUGAAGGUGAGUUUUUUUUUUUUUACUAUAAAUGGAAAGAAGCCCUUGUGUGGUCCAACAGGGUUUAGACUAUUCUACAGAUUAUUUUCUGAGCCUAAUCCAUAUUUGAUCCUUUGAUAAAGAUUUUAAAAAGAAAUAAACUUCUUCUCAAUUUUUUGUAGGGCAAUCGGGUGAUGGACGAACAUCCUUGAAUGAUCGUCUUGGUUACUGA
This is a messenger RNA of Spirodela intermedia, 15035 nucleotides long. The record is from the annotation of a GenBank genome assembly. Lineage: Eukaryota; Viridiplantae; Streptophyta; Magnoliopsida; Alismatales; Araceae.